Molecule: messenger RNA, 4005 nt
Organism: Fusarium coffeatum
Lineage: Eukaryota; Fungi; Ascomycota; Sordariomycetes; Hypocreales; Nectriaceae
Exons: 6
Coding region: 1-4005 (1334 amino acids)
Biological process (GO): phosphatidylcholine biosynthetic process
Molecular function (GO): phosphatidylethanolamine N-methyltransferase activity; protein binding
Source: RefSeq, a predicted model, not a curated record
AUGAGUACUGCAGCCGAUCUGCCAGAUGCUGGCCCCGGAUUGCGACAACGGCAAUCUGGGGUAAACUCUACUGCCCAGCAAGACGUACAACCAGAACAAACUCAUGUUCGUGAGCCAUCAGAUUCAACAAACCCCUCUGAAAAGAUGAGUAAGACUUAUGGUCGAACACCCGACGGCACAGUCUUUAUUGUACCCACAACCCAUGAUAUGGUUUCGCAGCUUUUGGACCCUCGACAACCCAAGAACCUUUCUGAUGCAAUUGUCUUAACAAUUCUCGGUCUUCACAUUCUAGCUGCUUAUUUCUUACCGUCGGGUUCAAAGCGCAUCGUUUUCGCUGCUGUUUUUCUGUUCUGGCGAGCUUGUUACAACAUUGGCAUUGGUGUACUCCUCCAGAUUCAGUCAAACCAUCGUCGUCUUGUCACCUGGGCUAAACGCUGGAAGCUCUUUGAGGAUCCGUCAACUGGCAAGAACCCGCGACCAUGGCUCUACAAGCUUUUAAAGACCGAGCUGGAGACAAAAAUCCCAGAAGACUAUGAAUUCGAGAAGGCUCCCAUCGAGUACAAUACUUGGUUGGUCUUCCGAAGGGUUGUUGAUUUGAUCCUCAUGUGUGAUUUCGUGUCCUACUGCCUGUUCGCCAUUGUCUGUGGUCACACUCCUGAAGGCGAAAACCCUUUGGUUGGUUUUGCCCGGUGGGCCGUUGGCAUCAGUCUAAUCGGCUUCAACCUCUGGGUAAAAUUGGAUGCCCAUCGUGUCGUGAAAGACUUUGCCUGGUAUUGGGGAGACUUCUUCUACCUCAUUGAUCAAGACUUGACCUUCGACGGUGUCUUUGAAAUGGCUCCCCAUCCUAUGUACUCAAUCGGGUAUGCCGGGUACUAUGGUAUCUCCAUGAUGGCAGCCAGCUAUGAGGUCCUCUUCAUCUCGAUCCUCGCACACCUGGCCCAAUUUGCUUUCCUAGUGAUUGUCGAGAAUCCUCACAUCGAGAAGACGUACAAUCCACCUCCUCCACGCAAGCGAACCAUUUCCGGAGGCCAAAGUGAUGCCAUACCCGCCGAUCCCAAAUCACUUGAAGGUACAUUCGACCAACAGACACUCAAACCUUCACAGAAGGAAACACCUGAUCAGGUCCAUAACCUUGUUGGUUUAAGUAACCUCGAUUUGUUCCGGGUGCCUGACUUUGCCGUUAUCGUCAUGCCGUUCUACGUAGCCACCCUUACUCUGGUGACACCAUCAACUCCUGCUUGGCAGGCGGCUUUUGUCGUUCAUGCUUUGGUUUGGCGUGUAUGGUACCACCUUGGGCUGGGCCUUAUCCUCGACCAGCAAUCCAAGAACAAGAUGUGGACCCGCCAUUUCCUCAAGUUUGGCGAGAGUGCCGGUGAGGCAUGGCGCCAGUGGAAGGGCCUGCACCAUAUCAGCAUGAUCAUGUGUAAUACUGCUUUUGUGGCUGCAUGCUGGAAGAUGUAUUCCCCUCCUGAAGACUGGGCCUACGGCUUGGUCAUGCUAAAGCACGUCCUCGGUGCUAGUCUCAUCGCCCUCCAGCUGUGGACCGCUUUCAGUGUUUAUGAUUCCCUUGGAGAGUUUGGAUGGUUCUGUGGUGAUUUCUUCUUUGACCAACAGGCCAAGUUGACUUACAAGUCCAUCUAUCGCUUCCUGAACAACCCGGAUCGUUUCUUUGGUACCGCUGCUGUGUGGGGUGCCGCACUCAUCACAUGGAGCCGAUCGAUCUUCCUCAUGGCAAUCAUUACCCAGAUAUUGACUGUCUUCUACAUCUCUUACAUCGAGCGACCCCAUAUGCAAAAGAUCUAUGGUCGCAGCCUUCGCCAGGAAGCCGGCCUUACCAAGUUCAUCAGGAAAUCAUUGCCUCCUCCUGUCAAGGGCUGGCAAGAGAGUGUUGAUAAGGUUUUGGACGACACAAGCCAAUUUGUCGAGGACUUCCUUGAUACUGCUCGUCCCAAGUUCGCAUCCGGUGUUAAGACCAUCGUGAGAGAUACUUCGGCCCUUUUCAACAUGGCUCCCGCACGACUCACCAUUACAAGAAUUACACCAGACCUAGAAGGCUACGAUCCCAAAUAUUAUUCUCUCUCUGUUGAGGGUACGCAACUAGCCGAUGCUCCCGUUGUUGAGAAGUACACUGGAAAGGAAAGCUUGACAGGUCGAUCCCCUAAGCCGGUUCGUACCAUGGCUUUCGAGUACGGUGCACCUCUUCGUGUUAAAUGGAGGGCUCCAGCGAAUCACAGUAAGAAGGACUGGAUUGGUCUUUACAUGGUCACCGACAAUCGCUCAAGAGAGACCACCGAGGUCUCUUCCCUGGGACGAUGGGCGCCUACAAAUGCUGGUUCUUAUGACUCUUUGACGGCCGAUGUCAGUAUUACGGUUAAUGAACACCCGGUGUCAGCAGACGAGCCGACGGAUAUCGACCUGGUGGAAGGUGAAGUUGUCUUCGAAGGUGAUAAGCUAUGGUGGACGCAAGGUGUUUUCGAGUUCCGAUACCAUCACAACGGACAUCACCAUGCGAUGGCAAUUUCUGAGCCUUUCGAGAUUCGAAUCAGCAAGUUCGAUGAAGAGGAUGUGGAUUUCGGCGCCAAGGGCUUGUACGAGCAAUCUGUCGAGGCGGCUCUUCUUCCUGUUGUUCAGAACUGUCUAGACCGCGACCCAGACAUUGCACCCAACCAGCCUGAGGAACCUUUUGGUGGUCAUGUUGAGCGCGAUACAAAGUAUGCCAGAAGGAUUGUUUAUGCCAUUCGAGAGAUGUUCGGUAUCGAGUUUGCGCCACCUGUUGUUACCGCAGAUGGAAGUGUACGCAAACUUGCAUGGAGAGUUUGCAAUGCUAAGGAAGUUCUGGCUCCCUACAUAACGCAUGUUCACGAUGUGAGUUCGUUGCUGUAUGUUGCGUCCUACAGUGGACUUGUUACGACGUUGAAUCUUUCGCUUGCUGCGUAUCGAGAUUCACCUAUCAAGCUUGAAACGUUGGCGACGACGGAUGGUUGCGCUGGCAGUCCGUCAUGGCUUACGCUUGAUUGGAUGAAUGGGAUACUGUAUUGCACUGAUGAAGGUAUUAAAGACGGAAAGAAUGGGUCGUUUGCAUCUUUUGCGACGAAUGAGAAUGGCACUUUGACACCUCUGGCCAAGCUGUCUACAGCCCUUGGUCCGGUGAGUGCUGUACAAUAUGGAGAGUGGAACUACGGGUUGGCAAUGGCGCAUUACGGCGGUUCGGCAUUCACGACUUGGGAUAUUCGAGACCCGGCCAAUAUCACCUCAGUGCAGGUCCAAGAAUACAACCUUCAGAAGCCUGGACCUGAUCCAUCUAGACAGGAAGCAUCCCAUCCCCACGCUGCAGUUCUCGACCCGACCAAGCGGUUCAUUCUCGUUCCAGAUCUAGGAGAGGAUUUGAUCCACAUCUAUGGAGUUGAUGUCCAGGGCUUGGCGUUGACCAAGUUGGAUCCUUUGGUUGUUGCUCCUGGGAGCGGACCUCGACAUCUGGCCUUUGUAGUAAAAGAGACAAAGACGUUCAUGUAUCUCGUCACUGAAUUGGCCAAUACCGUCGUUGGAUACGAAGUCGUAUAUGGUGGUGGGUUCAUUACAUUUAGGGAAGUAUGGACUAGUGGCAUCCAUGGCAAGGAGAGUGAUACUCCUCAGGGUGCUGCUGCAGCUGAGAUUGCUAUAUCUCCAGAUCGAGAGUAUCUUCUCAUCUCAUCCCGUAAUGAGAACACCCAUGAUAUACCCAGUUUCGACAAUGGUAACACCACAGACAUCAUCUCAGACUCGCUUGUCAGUUUCAGGAUUCACGGUGAGACUGGGCAACUCGCCUUGCAACAAGAUGUUCCAUGUGGAGGCAGGUUUCCUCGUCAUUUCGCCGUCAACAAAGCGGGCACAUUGGUUGCAGUGGCGUUGCAACACGAUGGCCGUGUCGUUAUUCUCGAGAGAGAUGUCAAGACAGGAAUGCUUGGCGAUUUCGUUGCCUACGCAGAGUUGGAAGGUGAGGUCACAGCCGUGAUCUUCUAUGAAUGA